AUGAUAAGAGCAUCGGAGCUGCCGUUGACUGGGCCAGACCCAGCACCGCCUGCCACUUGCCUUGCAGAGUCGGACCUGUCCAAGCCGCCGUGCUAUGAGGAGGCGCUGCUGAUGGCGGAGCCGCCACCGCCCUACAGCGAGGUGCUGAUGGACACGCGGGGGCUGUACCGCAAGAUCAAUGCCCCCUUCCUGAGCCACGAGCGCCCCGAGAAGCAGGAGCAGCUGCCCAGCUACAAGCCCCUCUUCCUGGACCCGAGCUACGGCUCCUCCCUGCACCUGCACCUGCCCAGCGGCGCCGGCCAGGGCCACACCUGCCCCGAGCUCUACCUGGCAGCCGAGCGCUCCCAGCGCAUGUUCCCCAGCUGGACGGACUCCGAGCUCAGCAGCAGGGACACGUACGAGCCGGGGCCCUGGCACCUCCCUGUCUCGAUGCCCUUGUUUGGCAGGACUACGGCGGUGUAGAGCGCGCUGCCCAGGCCAGCACCAGCAUGGGACUGGGCCCAGGACUGUGGCCGCUGUCCCCCACCGCCACCCUCCGCCGGGCUGCUCCCCAUGGCUGCCGGGGGCUCCUCAGGACCAGCGCGACCCCUCGCCCCCCCCGACCUCUGCCUGCCACGGCCAGGGCGCGAGGGGCUGGCUCCCCUCUCGCCCACGGCGCCCGCCGGCCUCCCAGGGCUGCAGGGGCUCCGUGCUGCACCCCGGCGCAGCCGUUUCUUAUCUUGUUUGUUA
Gavialis gangeticus (Gharial) is the source of this 729-nucleotide messenger RNA. RefSeq names its product proline rich 7, synaptic (gene PRR7). Bases 1 to 462 code for a protein of 153 amino acids. The transcript has 2 exons. Lineage: Eukaryota; Metazoa; Chordata; Crocodylia; Gavialidae. The record is from RefSeq and is a predicted model, not a curated record.